AUGCCGAGUGGUGGACAAAGAAAGCACACAAUUUCGAAUAAAACUCGCAAGCGUCCAGGCAAAGAUUUGGAUCAGAUCCACGAAGACUUGAAACCCGAAAAAGCAGCGAAGCUUCUUCAACAAGAGGUCGAUUAUGAUCUUCCUGGAAACGGACAGUUUUACUGUAUUGAGUGCGAACGGCAUUUCAUCGACGAGAAAACUCGACAGCUUCAUCGCAAAACGAAACUGCACAAAAAUCGUGUGAAAUCUUUGAAAGAGGUUCCAUACACCCAGGCAGAAGCCAAUGCCGCUGGCGGCUCUGGCUUCUUUCCUGCGGUCACUCUGAAAAGCCGAAUGGAACUGCCGAAACAACCGGAAAUAUCUGUUGAAAUUGGGGAGUGA
Molecule: messenger RNA, 381 nt
Organism: Caenorhabditis briggsae
Lineage: Eukaryota; Metazoa; Nematoda; Chromadorea; Rhabditida; Rhabditidae
Exons: 2
Coding region: 1-381 (126 amino acids)
Source: RefSeq, a predicted model, not a curated record